CGCCGCUACACUGCAGCGCUGCCGGCUGCCCGGCGCUUAUUGGCUGAGGAGAGGCGGCCGUCUACGUCAGAGCGCUGCCGCUGACGCCACGGGGCGGGGCUCGGCGAGGCUGAGCGGGAGACGGCGCGGCGAUGAAGAACCAGGGCGGCGAGACCAAGGCGGCCCCGCGGCCCGCGGCCAAAACGAGCGGCGCUCUGGCGGAGGAGGGCGACCCGGCCGAACCCAGCGCAGCGCAGGAAGCUCCCCUCACACAGGAGGACACAAAGUCCUCCCGGCCUGCCGUGCGGGAUGUCUCUGAAGAGCUGAGCAGGCAGCUUGAGGACAUCUUGAACACGUACUGCGUGGAUGCCAGCCAGGAGGGUCCGGGCGAGGACGGCGGGCAGAGUGAGGCUGUGGAGCCAGAGGAGGUGGAGAAGUGUCGCAGUGAGUCCCCGAGGAACGGAGAUCAGGAGUCAGGCAGCCCUGAGAUGAAUGGGGAGAAGGAAGGCACGAAGGGGACUGAAGAGUUUCGACCUGGAGAGGAGUGUGGGGAGCGGGAUCAGAAGAAGGCUCAGGAAAAGAAGAAAGCCAAGGGCCUAGGCAAAGAAAUUACUUUGUUGAUGCAGACCCUGAACACCCUGAGCACGCCAGAGGAGAAACUGGCAGCACUGUGCAAGAAAUACGCUGAGCUGCUGGAAGAGCACCGUAACUCCCAGAAACAGAUGAAGAUUUUGCAGAAGAAGCAGACACAGCUGGUGCAAGAGAAGGACCACCUGCAGAGUGAGCACAGCAAGGCCAUCCUGGCCCGCAGCAAGCUGGAGAGCCUGUGCCGUGAGCUCCAGAGGCACAACCGCACCCUCAAGGAGGAGGGUGUCCAGCGAGCACGAGAGGAAGAGGAGAAGCGGAAGGAGGUGACAUCCCACUUCCAGGUGACGCUGAAUGACAUCCAGCUCCAGAUGGAGCAGCACAACGAGAGGAACUCCAAGCUGCGCCAGGAGAACAUGGAGCUGGCAGAGCGGCUCAAGAAGCUCAUUGAGCAGUAUGAGCUGCGGGAGGAGCACAUUGAUAAGGUGUUCAAACACAAGGACCUGCAGCAGCAGCUCGUGGAUGCCAAGCUCCAGCAGGCACAGGAAAUGCUGAAGGAAGCAGAGGAGAGACAUCAGCGGGAAAAGGACUUUCUGCUGAAGGAAGCUGUGGAAUCACAGAGGAUGUGUGAGCUGAUGAAGCAGCAGGAGACUCAUCUCAAGCAGCAGCUGGCUCUCUACACAGAGAAGUUUGAAGAAUUCCAGAACACCCUUUCCAAAAGCAGUGAAGUGUUCACAACAUUUAAGCAGGAAAUGGAGAAGAUGACAAAGAAAAUUAAGAAGCUGGAGAAGGAGACCACAAUGUACCGCUCUCGCUGGGAGAGCAGCAACAAGGCUCUCUUGGAAAUGGCUGAGGAGAAAACCCUUCGGGAUAAAGAGCUGGAGGGGCUUCAGGUGAAAAUCCAGCGCUUGGAGAAACUGUGCCGAGCCCUGCAAACAGAGCGCAACGACCUCAACAAGAAGGUGCAGGACCUGUGUGCCCACACGGCGCGGGCAGACGUGGAGCCGACAGAGGCUCUGAAGGAGCCAACGCGGGGGGGCUGCGAGGCGGCAGCUGGAGGAGCCCCGGCAGAGCAGCGGCUGGCUGAGGAUUGCCUGCACUCGGGAAAGGCGGCGCACAGCACAGAUCCUGCGGAAAGCCUUGGAGAACUGAGCACAGGAGCCUUGGGGCAGAGCGGGACUGAGGAAGGCGCUCAGGGUGCUGACUGAGCCUGCUGUGUGGCUGCGACUCCCCUAAAAUGUAGUGCAGCACAGGAAAGCAAGGGCACGGAUCGGCCCAAGCCCUCCGGCUCACGGCACCGGGACAGCAGGACACGUCGCUUCCUCCACCUUCACAGCAAUGCUGUCACACUGGGUGAGAGCAAAAGAACUGAGCAAGGGAGAACAUAAGCAUUUCCCAGCGCUGGAUUCUCCCUCCCUGAUCUGCAUCAGGCAGGAGGCGGCUCCUGGACUUGCUGUUGCUUCCUCACGCCCUGGCUGGCAGCUCUUUCUUGAGCAGAACCGUCCAGUUCCCCUCUUGUAUGGGUUUUGUGUAUUGAACAGGGACAGAAAAGCAGAGAAACUGGGGACACCGGAUUUGCCCAGGCACCCUGCAGGGCCUUUGCUCUUCCUAGAACCUGCCAGUGUUUCAAUAGCCUUAUGAUUCACAGUUGCCUCUUUGCUAUACGCACAUGUGCACAAGUAUAUUAAACAGUUAAUCCAAAGGUCUAACUCCGAAGUGUUUUGCACAAGCACCUGUGAUUAGUUGUGCGAGGGGAUCGGGACGCCCUUGUGACCGAACUCCUCUGCCCUGCCUCAGGACCCUCCCUUGGUGUUGAGUGGGGUGGUCUCAGAGGUAUUCAUGGAGCUGGGGCUCCAGGAGGAUCAAAUUUGUGGCUUCUCCAUGACCUGAAGCUGAAUCGCUGGGACCAGCUCGAGGCUGGUGCUGUGGGCCGAUUCCUUCUGCAGCGUCACACCCUGCAGACAGGCUGUGCUGCCUGGGCCUCUCCUUGCCCUCUGCUUUUUCAGAACAGCAUCUCCCAGAUGCUGGCAGUCACCAAGUCUGAGCUGCUGCCGCUGUGUCUGGGAGGGCUCUGAUGGCACGAGAGGCAAUCUGGCGCAGAACUUGGGGGAUUUCUCCUUAGUUUCUCAACACUUCCUUUUUUUCACUACUCGUUUGGGAGACAUCGACUUGCUUGCAAACCUCUUGCUGCAGCUUCUCUUUACAGCAGACUAUUUUCAGCAUUGCCUUCCUUUUGCUUGAAGCUGAAUUGAGCUGGCUGAGCUGUUCCUCACAGUGAAUGCAUUCGGCGGAACAGUUUUGGUUUCUUUUCUGGCUGCAGCUGCUCUUGCAUCUUCUCUGCAACUGUACAGCGCCCUUGGAAGGACCUGCCGUGGGAGCUGCCUGCAGGAGGCGCUUCUGCUUCCCUCUUUAUUCCCUGGGGAUUCCGGAGAGUUCGGGUCUAAGGAGAGAGGCUGUUGAGUCUAUUGAAGCUCCACGGAGCCACAAUCUUGAACAUCACUGCGGUUUGCUCCCCAGGGCUUUCUGGGCUGCUUCUGGCCCUGCGCUGCCUGCGUUGCUUCCUCCUGGGUGGGUUGCAUCUGACUUGGGCAGGAGCGUUCUGGAGCACAUGAAGGUGGUGGGAGAAAGGGCUGCAGCCUGGCACUGGAUUUUUCUUUCCUGCCCUUUCAGUCAAAGAAAAAUCCCUCAGAAAGUCACAAACACCUUCACUUUUUUUUUUUCCUGUUAUGGCACAGAUAACCUCUGUGGGGAGCUGAUGUAUGUAUCUUCGUAUCCAAUAGAAACACCCACAAACUCA
This is a messenger RNA of Centrocercus urophasianus (Greater sage-grouse), 3361 nucleotides long. It is a transcript of the gene TXLNA, whose product is annotated as taxilin alpha. NCBI's taxonomy places the organism in Eukaryota, Metazoa, Chordata, Aves, Galliformes, Phasianidae. Gene Ontology annotation, molecular function: syntaxin binding. The transcript is spliced from 12 exons. The record is from RefSeq and is a predicted model, not a curated record. The coding region runs from base 132 to 1772 and encodes 546 amino acids.